CUCUCUCUCUCUCUCUCUCUCUCUCUCUCACAGUUCAACAAAGGUUAAGUCUCUCUCAUCAUCUUCGGUUCAAGUCUCAAGCCUCUUUCUCUCACUAUAUUAUCCUCUUCUUCCUCACUCUGUUUACUCCUGAAAACAGCACAACAAGCAUUCUCAGUCACACCCACACACACUCAACCCUAAAAUCGAAAUCGAUAUCUCAGCUCCACACUCCAUUGUUCCACAAUUCCAAAAUUCAAAUCUUUCCCACAUUUCCACUCACCCAAUCAUCACCUUUACCUGAGUUUCUACUCACAUUGACAAAAUUCCAGACCACUCACAAUCCCCGGUUUCACCCUCGCCACCGCAACCACCACCAUCACCACGGCUCCACCACCACCACCACCACCAAUUGAGGCUGACACCAACCUCAAUGUUGUCAUCCCCGUUCAUCAUCGCCUUCUCCCUCCUCCUCUCCCUCCCAAUCCUCUUCUUCCUCGCACCACGAAUCCUCCCUCCCCGUCACCUCAGUCCGCCCAUUCCCGACUCCGACGAAAUCGACGACGCCGCCCUCUUCCGCCGUGCAAUCUCCCUCUCCCACCACCCCAACCAACCUUCUAGAACCUUCCACCUCUCCACAAAGAAGAACCCUUCUUUCAAAAUCGCGUUCCUCUUCCUCACAAACACCGACAUCCAAUUCGCUCCCUUAUGGGAUCGCUUCUUUCACAACCAACCAACCAACCUGUACAACAUCUACGUUCACGCAGACCCAACCGUGAACAUCACGCGCCCCGAUUCCGGCGUUUUCCACAACCGCUUCAUUCCUUCCAAGAAAACCUACCGCGCUUCACCCACUCUCAUCUCCGCCACGCGCCGGCUCCUCGCCACCGCGAUCCUUGACGACCCUGCCAACGCAUACUUCGCCGUCCUAUCUCAGCACUGCAUCCCUCUCCACUCGUUCCGCUACGUCUACCGCUCCCUCUUCGUCUCCAAAACCUUCGACAAAUCCGAACCCGAACCUGAAUCCGAACCGGGGAUCCGAACCAAAUACCGGAGUUUCAUCGAGAUCAUCUCAAAGACGCCGAGGAUGUGGAAGCGGUACGUGGCAAGAGGGAGGUACGCGAUGAUGCCGGACGUUCCGUUCGAGAAGUUCCGGGUCGGAUCGCAGUUCUUCACUCUGACCCGAAAACACGCUCUGCUUAUAAUCGCGGAUCGGAAGCUAUGGAAGAAGUUCAAGUUGCCGUGUUACAGAGAAGAUGAGUGCUACCCCGAGGAGCACUAUUUUCCAACUCUCUUGUCAAUGGCGGAUCCUGAUGGUUGCACAAAAUACACGCUAACGAGGGUGAAUUGGACUGGCACUGUUAAUGGGCACCCAUAUACUUAUCGGAGCUCCGAGGUGUCUCCGGAGCUGAUCGGGCGGCUGAGGGAGUCGGAGAACUCCGAAUCGUAUCUAUUUGCGAGGAAGUUUAGCCCUGAUUGCUUGAAACCGUUGAUGCGCAUAGCAAAAUCGGUUCUUUUCAAGGAUUGAAAGGUUGAAAAGUUGAUAGAAGAUAUUUAUGGCUGAAACCAAGUUGCUGUUGCAAUACCUAGCUCCAUUGGAAGGUAUAUGGCUUGAAGAGGCAUAAACAGCCCACAACCAAUAUACCUUGAACUCUCAAGAUAAAGAGAGAAGUGUCUUGAGUCUUGAGAUAAGUUUAGAGUUGUGUGUACUCAUUUGCACUAGAUAUUGUGUCGACUUAUUCAUCAAUAGCCUAGAUAGGUGUAGGUCCCAUUAAAGCUCCAUUUGCUGGAAUGAUAAAUGAGUCGACACAGUGUGAGGAAUCAGAAUCAAAAUGAAGAAAGGAAACGAAGAGGCACCUGCACGAGUCAAGGAAAGAGAUGCAGGUGCUAAUGCUAUAGUCAAGUGUAUUUAUCUGGUGUAUGUGUAAUUGUUGCCAUAGAAGAUUGUGUUAGGUAGUUUUGUAAGGUUUCUCUCCCUCUUUGGUGGAUGAUCUUGUACAUAUGAGCCUGUCUAUUAAGCACAAACCAUUGAUGAAGAAAUGAUCCACAUACAGUGUUCUACUUUUGGAUCAAUUCCAGUGCUGUUGCCUAAACACGAGGCGACAGUGGCUGCAUGGUGAUACAAUAUAAUACUGAAAUGAAAGGAAAAGCCAAGUCUACAGAUUCCCCAAUUGAUCCAUCUCUAUGCGCUCUUUUGAUCUCUUCCUGUUUUCUGAUUCCAUAGGAGUAGGACUCAUCCUGUUUAGCUUUUGUCUCUUUUUGGUUUUUUCUAUUGGUCUGUGAUCCCUUUCCUUUGUUCAAAGUAUCAGAUAGUGGCUCCAAGCCUCCAAGCACCGCAUACAGAAUUAUUUAAAAGGAAAAAAAAAAAGUAGAGAAAAAGGGAUCAUGUUGCAAAUCUUCUUUAUGGUAUCAUAUUCUGAUUUCUGAGGCCAGGCGACAUUGUAUAUAUAUAUAUAUACAAGCCACCGGAAUCUGUGGUAAGUGGUGAGUUUAAUAAUUCAACAAAAGAU
Messenger RNA from Arachis stenosperma, 2489 nucleotides. Its product is annotated as glycosyltransferase BC10-like. Lineage: Eukaryota; Viridiplantae; Streptophyta; Magnoliopsida; Fabales; Fabaceae. The record is from RefSeq and is a predicted model, not a curated record. Gene Ontology annotation, molecular function: glycosyltransferase activity. The coding region runs from base 413 to 1507 and encodes 364 amino acids. The transcript is spliced from 2 exons. Gene Ontology annotation, cellular component: membrane.